This is a messenger RNA of Coregonus clupeaformis (lake whitefish), 851 nucleotides long. RefSeq lists its product as uncharacterized. The coding region runs from base 51 to 851 and encodes 266 amino acids. NCBI's taxonomy places the organism in Eukaryota, Metazoa, Chordata, Actinopteri, Salmoniformes, Salmonidae. The transcript has 11 exons. The record is from RefSeq and is a predicted model, not a curated record.
CUUGGUCUGGACCUCUGUGGGUUUCAAACGCUCCUGUCAAACUGCAGCCAAUGUAUUAUCUUACCCACGCUGGGAGGAUGCUGGUGAGAGAGAUGGCAAUGUUAAACACACAGAUUUUCACAAUGGAGCAGCCCAUUAUCAUCAGUUUCACUCCUGCUAGGAGGAUGGUAUGGGAGGAACUGUCCUCUCAAAAUGAACAGUAUGUGGAUGAGGAGGUUGGGCACCGGUCCUGUCUGGCUUUAAUCCCUUGGUCUGGACCCUUGUGUGUUCCUAUCUUUCCUGUCUUCUCCAAGGCCAAACCAGUCUACUACCUCACUCGUGCUGGGAGAAUGCUGGUAACAGAGCUUGCAGUGUUAAACACACAGACUUCCAAAUUGGUUAUUGAGGAGCCUACCAUUCACCUCACUGAAGCUGGGAGGCUAGUGCUUGACGAACUGUCAGCACCUUCAGAUAGCCAUUCACAGCCAAAUAGGGAAGACUCUGGUUUUCCCUAUGAGAAGUUGCAGCUGGUUGGGAACUGGGGUUCGUUUCAUUUCCAUUACUGGAAUAUCCAUUAUGGACGAGUGCAGCAAAAUGAAGAGGACAUGCAUCACCUGUGCAUUGUGAGGGGAGUGGAGAAGCAGCUGUGGUGGAGCAGAGUCAUCCAGGAAAAAAUCCUGGACCCAUGGGGUCUCGUCCAGGUGGUCCUCACCAACAAGAAGCUGACUGGUAUUAAGUUCCUUGGUAGAAGGAUCCAUGGACUCAUGUCCUGCCUUGUCAAGAGGAGGUCUGAGUUCACCUAUUAUGAGGAUGCCCAGCAGGUGGAUAUCUCCACCACAGUGGAGGGGUACCAGGAGAGGGGGAUGAGAUGA